This is a messenger RNA of Marasmius oreades (fairy-ring Marasmius), 1593 nucleotides long. RefSeq lists its product as uncharacterized. NCBI's taxonomy places the organism in Eukaryota, Fungi, Basidiomycota, Agaricomycetes, Agaricales, Marasmiaceae. The record is from RefSeq and is a predicted model, not a curated record. The transcript is spliced from 6 exons. Bases 271 to 993 code for a protein of 240 amino acids.
CGAAGGAGAUAUUCCGAUGAUGACUUAUUACUUAGCGCAAAAUUACUGCAAAGUGCCAAACAGCUCCUGGAACGUUUCUGCAUUCACAGGCCGCAGAACAUGUUCAGACGUCCGAUGGAGCGUUCACUGGUUCCCUCCGCAGCGCCGCAUGUUCGGCACCUGUGGAUAAGGGAUCGAAUGUUGUGCCAGUGGGCAUAAAUAAGUGAAUGUCAACCCCCCUCAGCUGAUAAGUCCUGACUUGGACCUCGCUGAUUUACUGAGAAGACUGGCAUGGGUACACCAAGGCGACAUCCUCGAUUCUACAUCGAAACUAUUGUUUUCCAGGUCGUUGAUACGUUAUUCAGAGUACCAUCCCGCUACCUUCGCGAACAUUCUGAAAUAUUAGGUGCCGCCUCCGAAAUAUCGGCCGCUACUACUGAGGGCACGUCGGACGAGACGCCUGUGAAGCUUCCUUUGCCAGAUGACGCGACUAUCGAGGACUUCGAGAACUUCAUGGAGAUCGUCGUACCAACCGCCCUUAAUUUACCUUGCCCCUCCUUUUCCAAACCGAAAUGGAUUUCGAUCUUGAAACUAUCCACUUGUUGGAUGUUUGAUGAACUCCGUAGCCGUGCCAUCAAUACAGUGCCAGGUUUGUCCUUCCUGGAGCAGGUUCAAUGGGGGAGAAGAUAUAAAGUCAAGGCAUGGCUUUUGAAGGGUCUAUCCGGCCUUGCCAAUUCGACGAACGCCCUUACCCCGUUGGAGGUGUUGGAAGAUAAUUUGGAUGUCCGAACUAUCGCACGGGUGUUAUAUAUCCGAACUUUCCUUCAGUCUGAUUCCAGAUGCAAGCAGUUGCAAGCAGAUAUUCGCACAACGAAAUACGUCAAUUACCAAACGGUUCAUACAUCAGCUUGCGAGCAGUGCGGAAAACACAAAGAUACCCACUCGCAGAGACCACACGUGGAGGUUGAAGUGGAGAAGUGGUUUGGGAGUGAGCUUUCACUGUUAGUUAUUUAGCUACUCUGCAGCUCAAUGAUUGUGCGACCUCUCAAUGGUAAUCAUAUCUAUCGUAGAGCUUCUGCAUGAUGUACAUCGACUCGGUUUCGAGAUUUUACUUCAGAGCACCGUCAUUUUCUCACACUCAAUGUUCUCUGGUUACCUUCCCCACCUGUUAUAUUCCGUGGCCAUCACCUCUAUAUCUCUCCAUCUCGUAUAUCAAAGACGUUUUUUCAGUGAACAAAAGGCAGAAAUCAACGCCAGGGAAUCCGUACUUCAAUCAAUCGUGGAUGAGCUGCGCACAGGAAAGCAUCUGGAUCCAGAGGAACUUCAGCGACUGAGAAGACUAGCGAGGCCGUCGAAAGGAGUCACAUAUAAUGAAAGAUUUAGUUGGAAGGAAGUUUUAUUGGGCAGGAUAGGUUCGAGCUCGAGUGAAAGAAGGGAAUGAGGAAACAAGCGGCGUCUUGAAUGUUGGGGAGUGGACCAAAAAUAUAGCGUUAAAGAGGAAUAUUUAAAAACUUUCCUUCAAUAUUAAUACUCCAGGCAGCCUACGUCCUAAUAACACAAGACGUGUAUAAUACCUCUUUCCUAUGUGAUGAGAUUGGUUCGUUGCUUCGACAA